This is a messenger RNA of Ictalurus punctatus (channel catfish), 4124 nucleotides long. RefSeq names its product polycystic kidney disease protein 1-like 2. The record is from RefSeq and is a predicted model, not a curated record. Gene Ontology annotation, biological process: detection of mechanical stimulus. The coding region runs from base 96 to 3401 and encodes 1101 amino acids. Gene Ontology annotation, cellular component: membrane. Gene Ontology annotation, molecular function: calcium channel activity; protein binding. NCBI's taxonomy places the organism in Eukaryota, Metazoa, Chordata, Actinopteri, Siluriformes, Ictaluridae. The transcript is spliced from 22 exons.
CUGUCGAUUUGCCUAAGAUGGACUGAAGCUCCCUGUUUUCCAGUCUACAAAGUCUUGGCUGGAAGUGAAGUUUGCUCGUUUUCGCUCUUCCCACGAUGCCUUUCCUAAAGCAAUUCUGCAUUUAUUGCUGGAUUACAGGGACUUUUCUCUUAUCCGCUCACACCGUGUCCCUGAAGACAUCCCAAGAUGUAUCAGACGACCAAUAUAUCAACGAGGCCAUUUUUCAGAACGUAUCGUACGAAUUCGUUGCAAACCCACAGUCAUGGGGACAGGCGAAUGAAAUCUGCGAGACUCAAGGAGGGAAACUUCUGAAGUAUCUGGACUGUGAGAUCAAGGAUUUCUUUUCCAAAGUGUUCAAGGACGUCCAGACCACAGCUCCAGGCUUUUGGGUCGGUGAAGGUUUGACAGGAUCUUACGCUGAAUGUGUUAUUCAGGCAAUGCCCACUGCUCAACCUGCUGAUAGACCCAGUCCACCAUUUUGCACCUACAUGAUAAUGGAGCCAUUACAGCUGGUGACCACGCCCUACUGCAAUAUGACCUUGGGUUACCUGUGCACUCACGAUUCCCAAGCAGAUGAAGAUGAAAAUAUGCAAGAGCAGAGGAGCAUUCGGGUCCGGAGGAGCACGGAUAACACGAUAAUUGAUUGGUUAACACAAAUGGAUUCAUCAACAUCGGACUUGCAAGCUCUCCUCAAUCUCGCUAAGGAAAUAUUAGUCAAAAUUGCGAACGAACUGGUGGAGAUAACGCAUGAUUCAAAGAAGAAAUACCUAAACAGUAUACUAAAAACCGUGAAGAUUCUUAGAAAUAUAGAUGACCCGAGCAAGAACCUCACUAUUAAUUGUACCGGAGGCAUCAUUUUGUACACCAUCGAGCAGUGUGGACCAGAUGACAGCCCAGAACAUCUUGAGGAGCUGCUUAUUCUGGCUGUCCAGAUUUAUCAGGAGAUAAAUAUACUGACACAGCAAGACACUAGUAUGGUAUAUGUCUUGGAAUUUGUAUCAGGCACGCUUUUUGCAACCAAACAGAACCCAGAAAAUAUGGAAAACAUGAUGCUUGGGAGUCCAGACACGAGUGUUGUCCAGUUUCCCUCUUUGGAUACAUUUAAGUCACAGCUGCCAAAAAGCCCUAUCGACGUUCAGAUGUUCAGUUAUAAUACAAACCCAAUGGCUGAGGAAUCAAACUUUAGCGUGACUGGCACUGUCUGCAGCCUCUCACUCUCGGAUGGGCAGUCUAAUGUCAAACUCAGCAAUCUGUCAAGUUUCAUCGAGAUAUUUCUCCCACGUCCCGGAGCCACUGAGCCAGCAAUUGCAAGCAUGCCUGUGAAAUAUGGGUUUGCUCUCAUCACAUCCUUCAACAUCACUGAUCCAAACUCAACUGUCAUUGUAACUGCAGUACCAGAUCAAAAUGUCUCUCUUCUGUUGCUCCUGUCUUCCACUUACCAAUCAAACAAUCGCAGUCAGCGCACCAUCCUGACUGGCAAUGGCGACAAUUAUCGCUGGCUCAUCCACCCCGAGAUGCUGAACGGUGCUACUAACGGGACCAUGUAUGUGAACAUAACCGUGUUCAACUACACGUCAAGCCGUCCAGUGACCGUCAAUGUCACGCUCAUGAACUUUAAGUGCGUGUACUGGGAUGUAAACCAAAAUGAUUGGAGCAGAGAUGGCUGCUGGGUUGGUCCUAAAACACUACCGAACAUGACUCACUGCUUAUGUAACCAUAACACUUUCUACGGGAGCUCCUUCUUCGUGAUGCCCAAUCCGAUAGACCUGUCAAAAACAGCUGCGCUCUUCGCCACCAUCAAUCAGAAUUAUGUGGUUGCCUCUGUCCUAGGUGCUUUCUUUUUCCUCUAUCUGAUCCUUGUGGCCUGGGCACGAUAUGCUGACAAAAAAGCCCAGAGAACGCGCAAGAUAAUGCUGCUGGAGGACAAUCAUCCGUGUGCUCAUUAUAACUACCUGCUGAAUAUACAGACAGGAAACCGGAAGCAAGCAGGAACCACGGCCAAGGUUAUGAUGACUGUAGAGGGCACAGAUGGCGAGACCGACAUCCAUAACUUAGCUUACCCAGACCAGCCUGCGUUUGAGAAAGGAGGAGUGGACAUGUUCAUGCUGAGCACUCCGUUCCCUCUGGGAGAGCUGCAGAACAUUAAACUGUGGCAUGACAACACUGGAGGAAGUCCAGACUGGUACCUGCAGAAGGUGACAGUGCAGGACUUGCAGACUCGUCAGGUCUGGCACUUCCUGUGUAAUACCUGGCUAAAGGGCAACGGCGACACCCCUUGUAAAAGAACCUUCAAUCCUGCAAAGAAGAACGAGAUCACCAGUUUUGGCAAUUUAUUCCAUGCGCGGACAUCCACCGGGUUCCGAGACGAGCACAUUUGGAUGUCUAUCGUGAAUCCUCCACGCCACAGCCCGUUCAGCCGAGUGCAGCGAGUCUCCUGCUGUAUGUGCCUGCUCCUGUGCACCAUGGUCAUCAACAUCAUGUUCUGGAACAUUCCCAAAGAUGGAGAGUCUCCUGUCAUCAUUAAGUUAGGGUCCUUUGAACUCACCUGGCAACAGAUCAUGAUCGCAGUGGAAAGCGCCCUGCUCAUGUUCCCGAUUAACAUCCUCAUUGUCACCAUAUUCCGCAGCAUACAACCGCGAGUUCAAAAAGAAGACGAGGACAAGGCCAAGAUCAACAACAGCAGCAAAUCUUCCGCUGUUUCCAUGCAGACUAUCCUCAAGGACACGCAAGAUAUUGUGAGUCUCCUCAGCAAAAGCCCCAAAAAUUGCGUGAUUGCACUGCAGCAAAAUCUCGAGACCACCGCCGAUCUGUUCGCUGCGCUUAAUCAGAUGCACGACGUCACAAUGCAUAUACAAGGCCAGACUGUCGGGGAUCAGCACUGGGCCCACUGCAGCCGUUUUGUCUUUCACACGUCAUGCCAUCUGUCGUCGUUACUGGAUCGCGCCGGAGAGAAAGUGUUCCCUCACCCCGAGGACCUCAAUCUGGCCAAGAACACGGUGAACCUGAUGCUGAAGAAGGCUGAGGCGUUGACCAGCACUCACCCAGUGCAGAGCUUUGUGCCUGUGCAAGAGAAGAAGAAAAAAGCCGGCUGCAAGCUGCCCUGGUGGUUUGUCUUUAUCGGCUGGGGUCUUCUCGUUGCCAUAAGCGGCAUCUCGACCUUCUUCACCUUGCUCUACGGCUUUCAGUACGGGAAGGAGUCAUCCAUUAAAUGGGUCAUCACCCUGUCGCUGUCCAUGUUCCAGAGCAUCUUCAUCAUCCAACCUCUGAAGGUUGUUGGUCUGGCCAUCUUCCUCGCUCUCAUCCUGAGGCCGGUGGCAGUCGAAGACAACCAGGAGGUUGAGAUUUUGCUAGACGAACAACGUGAAAAAUGCGAGUCAUACUGCGGACGCCACAUGCACUGAUGGUUCUGAGUAAAGUCCGGCACUCGGACGAGUAGACGGAUCCUCUCUGAUAAUGUGAUUUUGACCAAUGCAAAAAUCCUAAACUGACUCUUGAUGUAAACAACAAUCACGGUGGAGGUUUUAUCUUUUGUAUCAUAAAUGUGUACUAUAUGUAUCUUUAUUUUCCUAAUAAAAACCCAUAAUGCAUGCAAAAGUGCAGUGCAACCUGUAAGUAACUAUAAAGUGACACAACGUGCACACAGGAUUUGAAAUAAAUAACUUAAGCGGUCAAAGUGCAACGUCAUCUUUAAGGUAUUUACGUCCAAAUUGGAGCCAUAUUUAAUUCCAUAGCCCUCUGCACUAAAAUAAAUCGAGUCACUGGUGAAUUGCUUACAGAGUGUGCUGAUUUUUGCAAUUUAUUUACAAUAUAUAGUCUUAGUAAAACUUUAACAACUGUGCAUUUUAUUAUAUGAUUAGCAUUAGAAUGUGUAAAAAAAAAAAAUAAUAAUAAUAAUUAACCACCGUCACAGCUUUGUGGGAAUGUCAAAGUGGAAAAAGUGGUCUGGUUUUCCAUUUCAGAGCGUUGGGUGUAAGUGUAAAUAUAUCCUUAUUCAUAUGUUUAUUUCAGUCAUCCUAAAAUCCAAGAGAAAUUGACACAUUACCAGAUCAGUUUAAUUUCCUUCUCUAUUUGAUUGUUCAUGUAUCUUUAUGGAAAUUCUGGAAUAAAUGGCUUCUCAUAUCUUA